AUGUCUCUUCUAAAUAAAGUAGUACCGAAAAUUGUGAUACAAAGCAAUGUAGCCCGUUUAUUACACACAACCUCAGUCUGCCACAAAGUCCAAUCAGGAAGGUACAGAAUAACCCCAAAGAAAGAUCUUCCUCUAACUUAUGAAAUGGCAAAUCCCCCUCACCAAAUUGCCCAUCGAAAGUCUUGGAAUUCUUGGAACACAUCAAAUCUUGAUGGUGGUUUGAGAUCAUCAGAAAUAGCUGUAGAGGAUGUAUUUAUUAGAAAAUUCAUAACAGGAACAUGGCAUAGUCUAUUUCUAAGCGAAAUUAUCAUUAAGAGACAGCAUAACAUAAUUAGGAUAGCUGGUCUUGUCUACAGAGGGGUUAGUGCAAGAAAGAUGUACUUUUUACUAGGAUAUACUGAGGAGUUGCUUAGUUUUUGGUUGCAGUGUCCUGUAAAAAUGGAAAUUCAGACUGUUCCAGAUAGGAAAGAUGUUGUUUUCAAAUAUAUUUAA
Phaedon cochleariae (mustard beetle) is the source of this 492-nucleotide messenger RNA. The record is from the annotation of a GenBank genome assembly. NCBI's taxonomy places the organism in Eukaryota, Metazoa, Arthropoda, Insecta, Coleoptera, Chrysomelidae.